Molecule: messenger RNA, 1521 nt
Organism: Rotaria socialis
Lineage: Eukaryota; Metazoa; Rotifera; Eurotatoria; Philodinida; Philodinidae
Source: the annotation of a GenBank genome assembly
AUGAAUCAAUCUAGUGUUCAUCUUCUUGAUCUACCUAAUGAGAUGUUAUUUAAUAUUUUGAAGAAACUUGACAAUGUUGACGUUCUCUAUUCAUUAGCUGGUAUUAACAAUGAACGACUUGAUAGUAUAACACGAGAAGAGACUUUUUCUAAAAUCCUCAAUUUCUCAUUAGUUAUUCGUAAUACUAAAAUAAUUGAUGCAGUACUUGAUCGCUUUUGUAAUUAUAUAUUACCUCGAAUUCACUACAACGUGAAGUGUCUCAUUGUUGAACCCACGUCCAUGGAACGUAUACUUCUUGCUACUGAUUAUCCAAAUUUGACUGAAUUGAAAAUAUUUAAUUUUCAACGUGACAGUUCGUUACGUUAUUUUAAAGAUGAUUCAUCUCUUCGAUAUAUCUUCAAAAAACAGAUUACAAAACUUGAUCUCAUCAAUAAAGAUUGUGAGGUUGCAGUAGGAUCAUGGGACACUUAUACAAAAAUUGUGUAUGCACAUAUUUUGACUUACUGCGAAAACUUGGAACAUUUGAAGAUUAUUGCAACACCAACUACUGAAUAUCCAGGCUUUGUAAUAACUAUUACUGAUUGUCUUUAUUUACUUGAUGGUCGUCUCAAACAAUUGAAUACAUUUAUCGUUCGAAUUUAUUGUACGGAAAAGAAUUCAUCAAUUGUUCACAACACGGAUGAUCUACCUAAUCUAAAGUGUUUUUCAUUAAUACAGUAUGAUUUAAUUGAAGAAUAUGAUAAUAAAAUUAUAGCUCUUCUUCGUCGUAUGUUAUACUUGGAAAAAUUAACUUUAUAUUUGCGUAUCGCUUGUGAAAAUGUAUUUAUUGAUCCAAUUCGCCUUAUAAAUGAAUUUUCUACGUAUUCGCCACGACUUCAUUCAUUCAAGUUUUAUCUUAGUACUGAACAUAAUAUAAAUGAUUUAGUUUGUUAUUUGUCCAAUAAUGAUAUUAAACAAAAUUAUAUGAAUAAAGGAUAUCAAGAAGUAUCGAAUAUUGUUUGUUUUGCUGUUGACAGAGCUACAUAUCAUAUUUUUACGCUUCCUUUCGAAUUUAUGUGGCUCUUAUCUAUUGGUACUAUAUUUCCAAAUAUUGUAUUCAAUAAUGUCAUCGAAUUAAGUGUACAUGAUGUGGUUCCAUUUGAACAUAAAUUCUUUUUACGAAUAGCUAAAGCUUUUCCAUUGCUGAGAAAUUUUUAUGUUUCUGAUUUGUCAUCACUGUCAUAUAAUGCGAAGAAAUCAUCUGACAACAUUCUAUCAUAUCAAAUUGUUGAAUAUCCAUAUCUCACUUUACUUGACAUUGCAAGGACAAAUACUACUUAUGUCGAACAAUUUCUAAAUGAAACCAAAACACAUCUACCUUGUCUAACUGAAUUACGCGUUGGAUAUGAAGAUUUAAGAAUUAUUACAGAAGAUUUCACAAGAGAAGUAACGCGACGCAAUUGUAUCAAUGUCACACGAUUAAUUACUCGAAGGCAAAUUGUUGGUUCGAAAGACUUCUACAUUUAUUUUCCUCUGCUGUAG